UGUUGUAAGAUAUGGAACUACUUGCUGUUUACUUGGAGGUACAUACACACGACAGCUCUGAAAAUCCCUUGAUCACUGUACGAUGGCUGGCAUUUGGGGCAGUUUUGUUGACAAUAUAAAGUCGUUUUUUGCUUGGAUCUGGGUCUAUUUAUGGGUGAUUUGGCUUUUGUUGGUUGGUGUGCUUGUCUACAUUUUGAGGUCACCAUUGAAAGUUAUGGAAAAUGUGAAUGUAGUUGCAAUGUUCCUGAAUACGCUCACUCCAAAAUUUUAUGUGGCACUGACAGGGACUUCAUCUCUCAUCUCUGGUUUGAUUCUGAUCUUUGAAUGGUGGUACUUCCGUAAAUAUGGAACAUCAUUCAUCGAGCAGGUGUCGCUCAACCACCUGUCUCCUUGGUUAGGAGGUGCAGAGAAUGGAGGAGGGACUUCUACUGGGCAGCAGUCACCACCAGAGUGUAAAACGUGGCGGAAUCCACUGAACCUUAUACGAGGAGCAGAGUAUAAUCGAUACAACUGGGUGACAGGGAAAGAUCCAUUGACGUACUAUGACAUGAACCAAUCCGCGCAAGAUCACCAAACUUUAUUCACCUGUGAUUCGGAUCCUACCAGACACCAGGAUGAAGUUAUGAUGAAAGCAUGGCGAGAGAGAAAUCCUCAGAACCGUAUCAAAGCAGCACACGAAGCCUUAGAGAAAUCUGGAGAUUGUGCAACAGCAUUGGUUUUAUUAGCCGAAGAAGAAGCAACAACCAUCGUUGAUGCUGAGAAAAAGUUUCGGCAAGCUCUCAAAAUUGCUGAGGCCAACUUCAAGAGAAGUCAGGCCUUGCAGCACCACAGUCCCCCUCAUGAGAAAAUACACAGAAGAGAUCUGAAUGUACUGGUGUAUAUCAAGCGGCGAAUUGCCAUGUGCAUGAGGAAACUAGGCAGAACAAAGGAAGCGGUGAAAAUGAUGCGUGAUCUGAUCAAAGAGUUUCCAGUAGUGAGCAUGUUUCAGAUCCAUGAGAAUCUCAUCGAGGCUCUUCUGGAGAUGCAGCUCUAUGCAGAUGUCCAGGCUCUACUUGCCAAGUAUGACGAUAUCAGUCUACCCAAGUCUGCCACCAUCUGUUACACAGCGGCACUCCUGAAAGCCAGGACAGUGUGUGACAAAAACUCCAACAUCCAUAGCAGCUCCCAAAUUUCUCUUUCAUCGUUCAGGUUUUCGCCUGAGAUGGCGUCUAAGCGGGGGCUCUCAACCGCUGAAAUGAAUGCAGUGGAGGCCAUUCAUCGAGCUGUUGAGUUCAAUCCUCAUGUACCAAAGUACUUAUUGGAAAUGAAAAGCCUGAUCUUGCCACCAGAGCACAUCUUGAAGCGAGGGGACAGUGAGGCUAUCGCAUAUAGCUUCUUACACAUCGCACACUGGAAGAGGGUGGAAGGGGCACUCCAACUUCUUCACUGUACGUGGGAGGGAACAUUUCGAAUGAUCCCCUACCCGCUGGAGAAGGGACACCUUUUCUACCCCUACCCCAGCUGUACAGAGACAGUGGAUAGGGAGUUAUUGCCUUCAGCUUUUCACGAGGUAUCUGUAUAUCCCAAGAAGGAGCUACCUUUCUUCAUCCUCUUCACAGCAGGGCUGUGUACUUUCACCGCCUCUUUGGCACUCCUCACGCAUCAGUUCCCCGAACCCAUGGGUGCUAUCGCUAAAGCAUUCCUCUCGUCACUGUCGGCACCGUUCAGCUUUAUGAUGGAGAGACUUGAGGGCAUCAUCCCAGCAAGCCUCUUACAGCAGCUAACGCGUCUGUAAAGACCACCAUCAUCAUCAUCAUCAUCAUCUAGCUUGGGAGAGUCUUAAGAUGUCACCAUCUACACACUCGACCAGCUUUGUUUCUCUUACCAACACAAAUCGCUUCAAAUCCACCGCUUUUUACAGGUGGUACGCGAUGGUUGGACCGUAUGAGCUGUGCUAUCAGUGUUUGUGUUUCCUUUUCUGUUCACGUCAUAUGAUGUUGUGUUCAUGUUCAAAUGGUUGGACAUGGCUGUUUCCAGUUCUGCUAUUCUUUUUUUCUUUCUGUUUUUCUGUGUCUGUGAAAUGUAUUGAACCUUGUGGCUGAUUUCUCCUAACGCUGAGAGAGCCAGUAACUUACCUGCUCUAUGAAAGAAGAGAAUGGAAAUUGUAAAAGGAGUAGGCUAAACAUUUUUGCAGAAUUCUUAUCUGCACUGUGCAUUCAGACAUUAAACUUGUGGCUUAUUUAAUGUAUUGCUUGUUGUUUGAAAAUAGCAUAUGAAAAGUGGGCAAAUGGUUGUUAGAAAGUGAACAUAAAAAUUCUUUUCACUCCUUGUAAGAUUCAAGAAAUUGCCCUCGCUUUUUUGUCUGUAACCAAUAAGUAUUAUUCCAAACAUCAUGGCUUUUGUAAACAAAAACUGGAUCAUCACCUUUCAACUUCAUCAGAUUGGGCUUAUAAUUUUUUAUAAAUUUCCAUUGCCAGGAAAUAUGUGACCCUAGCCUGCUCAAAACCAUCAACAAGUCAUUGAAAACAAUUUUUGUUUGUCCUCUAGAAUAUCUUUAUCUAUGUUUUGCAUUGUUUGAAUUAUUGUCCACUUAUAUUGUGUGAUUUGUUAACAGCAAUUAUUAAAUUUAUUCAGUGAAAAUUUCAGAGAAAAUUAGUAGACCUGGCUGAUCUCUUGAGUAUAAAUUAUGUCAAAUAUGUCAUUAAACAGUUGACAUAAAAACCAAUUGAAGGUAUCUAUCAGGUUGCAUUACUUUGAUAGCAACUUUUAGUUUUACUACAUUCACUACUAAUGAAAAAAAAGCUAUAGGUUGAUUGAUUAUACAAUGUAUAUUCUUAAGAUUUACUGCUGAAAUUUAAAUUUUGAUAUGACAAAAAUGAUGAAAUGACCAACAAACUACUUAUUUAUGCAGACAAGCAGAAAAUUAUCUCAACAGAAAAUCACAUAUUUACUUUCCCAUUUGCUCCCUUGUCUUUAUUUUUGUUUAACCUGGUGGUGGUUUUGAGUUGGCAAGUCGCAUAUUGAUCAUCAUAAGUGUAGAUAAAUAAAGUUUAAAAUCGAUAGUUGCAUUUGCGUCAUAACAUUCUUUAGGAAACGCCUUACACAAUCAAUUUUUUAGCUUAAUAGCUGGGAUGAAUUUUUAAUGCCCAAACUUUUCACUCUUUGCUGAUUUCCUGCUAGUUAGCAAUACUCCCAUCAUGGAAGCGUUGCUGAGAAAACAUUAGUACGAGAGAUUAACCCUCCUGCCAAUGUAAUGAUUUAAUUUAUAGACAAGUUUGGAUGUAGCAGAUAUUCAUCAGAUAUGUGCACUCAUGGGCUUCAUAUUACUAAUAAACUUUAAAAGGACUACAAUAGGAUCAAGUUCCCCUCUAACCACAAAAUGGAGACAGAUCAGAUGUUUUUCUAAUCAAAUCAUUGGAAGAGAGUGAGAUAAAAAAAAAAAAAAAAAACAAUCUUCUUAGGCAGGGAUAUUAUUUCAAUGAACAUGAAUGAAAUCUUCAUCACCAUAUUUUUAGAUGAGAGAUUGCCCAUUUAGAUGUUUGUAUGUGAGUCAUAUUCAGUCCCAACCACAUUUAUUACCAUAACUGAAAUGUACAAGAAGCUCUUCGUUGAGAGAGAGAAACUAUUUCUUUAUAUGUUAUUUUAAAUUCAUAACACUGCAGGACAGGGUAUAACAGUACUUAUUAUCAUUUUCCCUUUUCAUCCCACCCAUCUUUUGUCAGUCCCAGAGUCUGUCAUUACUAUUAUUUAUUUACAUUCAAAAUGAUGAGAAAGUGAGAAGUCGGUACAUUGCAACAAAGUGGAUGUUUACGUUCAAUUAUAGCCCUGUAGCUUUUCAUUUCUUCUUUGUUCACAAGAUGGAUGUAAUGAGACACACACUCAAGGACUAGUCAAAAUAUCAGAUAUUCAUGUUGCAAAAAUUUCCAACACUUCUUGCCAUUGUGGACAGUGUUCUUGUUGAAUUCUCUUAUAUGAUACUCAGCUUUUUUACUUUCCGUUUUGAUCACAGUGCACUUGUAACAAUUUGAACAUUUCAGUUGAAAGUCACCAUUUUAAAACAAGGACAGUUGGCUGUCAAUUUGAUGUUGGUGGCAUAAUCACUUUGCCGUUUCAUAUCUGUCUCUUCACCAAGUAAAGAAAUGUAAACGUUUAAAGACGACAGAAAUUUAGAAAUAACAGUUCCAUUUGUUUGCACUUCAGUAUUGACACUUGGUAAUCAUAAUAAUGCACUUCAAAUGCGUAAUGCACCUGCAAUUUAUGUUAUGUGUCAUGUUGACACGUUAUAAGUGACCCUAAAUAUUCAAUUAUCUUGUUGGAUCACCUCAAGUGCACAGCAGUUUUAUAAGUGUAUACUCUGCCUGGGCAGGCAAACGAAAACGGACAAUGGUGUUACAAUCUUAGUUAACCAAAGCUGUCAGGUUUCAUAAUGCUGUCUAACUCUAAAAAAUUGAGACAUUAUGUGAACAAGAUGAUUCAGAUUGAUAUCAUGUAUAGGUGAAUGAUGACUUCCACGAUAUGUUUAGAUAUGUUAAUUAAUGAAUGUGAUGUGGGAAUGUGGCUGUUACUUGCACAUGCAAAGAGUCUACCAGAUGCACACUGCUCCUGUUUUACAGACAGUAAAAUUAUUUGUUAAGUUUAAGAAUUAGCAAGUGUAACAUAAUCUUUGAAGAUGUGUAAGUUGAGCCUUCCACAAUUUCAUACUUCCAGUUGAAAUAGCUUGCCAUGGUUGAGUCAGAAUUAUUGGUAUGUGCUCGGGCAAAAGGGGCAUUGAUGGAUUCUUGGCUAGUGGUUGCAGAAACAGGCAAGAAAUAUGCAUUUUACAGGUUGGACUAUUCUUAUACUGCAUCUGCAUGACGAUAGUUAACAGUGAGAGGUUAUGGACUUCUCUAUUCUAUUUUGUUACUUUUUUCUUUAAAGAAGUAUAAGAGUAGAAUGACCAAAGUUUUUUUGAGCCUUAUGCCAGGCACACAACCAUCAACCAUAGCUCAUGUGAAGAGCCAGAAGGGUGUUAAACUCAUAUAUUGUGCAAAGAGUUAACACAAUUCUGGCCCUCUGUAGACAGGAAAUUUGAAGUUUUGGAUGUAAAAUUAAAAGGCAAGCAGUAAUUGUAUUGCAUAAUUAACAUGCAAUGUAUAUCAUUAAUACCAAAGAUAAUCAUGAAACCAUAACAUCAUACUUCCACAAGUGUAAAUGAAGCAUCAUUAAAGACACAAUGCCAGGACAGAUUCAUUCUUUGUAAGAAAUGUGAUACAAAUGUCAGUAUGUGAAAUAUACUGUGGUAAAUCUACCAUGUGAAUGUGAAGUAAAGAAUAGAGGAGCAAAAAAGAAAAUCCUUUCAUAGAAAUUAUAAAGAUGCAAACAGCAAGAAAACAAGUACUAUUCUGAGUUUAAUAUGUGCUUUUGAUGAUGUAAAUGUAGCAACAAAGAAGGAUGAUUAUCUAGUGAAAAUCAAAUCUCGAUGAAUCUAAUCUUGUUUUUAAAAUGUGUCAUCUUGCCUUCUCACUUGAAUCAAUUCUGAUCUGUCAAUGUCCCCCUUUCCAUUUCUGAAAUGGGGUUUAAUUUAUCUCCAGUGUAUUUAAGAGUAUCUGAAGUCUAUAAUUACUAAACCCAACAGUAAAUCAAUAAUUCUAUAAAAAGGAGCAUUUCACAUGAAUAUGAAAAGUUGUGGUGAUUAUAUACAAUCUCUUAAAUUUCAUUAAUAAUUCUAAGAAGUACAUGUAGUACAAAGCUAUAUAAGUUAUGGUUAUUUGCUAUGUUUGCCAAAGGAGGUACAAAAAAGCUAAGAAAUUACUGAGUGAUCAGUGAUAAAUGUUGCGCCUUUCAUUUCAGAGAGAUAUUUGUUCGAUUGCUUUAGUUCCUUUUCUCACAAUGGUGAAAAUUAAUAUAGAUACACAAUCUCCAGAACACCAAUGGGACAGGUUUCCCCUGUCAGACUUGUGUUAUGUCAGCAAAAACAUCAAUAGAGAAAGUAUUUAUAAAUGUAGCCAUGAAUUUCGAUCUUCUUAGCUAUAAUACCUUAAAUUUGCUUUUCUGUCUACGGGGAGUGGUAUUGUUUUUUGUUUAUCUUGCUACUCUUCAUAUCAGUGCUGAUACCUUUUGGAAAAGGUCAAGAAGGUAUCACAUUUCUGAUCAUUAUACUGCUUCCCUUCAUCCUCUUUGUUUUUUGUUUGAACGCUUCCUUUUUCUUCCGUUGCAUCAUUUUGAAUGUCGUUUAUUUUUGUUGAGAUGUUAUUUAUGAGAUUUCUGACGAGGAGUGAAAAGAAUUUCGGUGUUGUUACAUGUUGAAAUGCUGUCUGAUGCAAAAAAGUAUUAAAAAACAAACAUGAAAAGAA
Molecule: messenger RNA, 6311 nt
Organism: Strongylocentrotus purpuratus (purple sea urchin)
Lineage: Eukaryota; Metazoa; Echinodermata; Echinoidea; Camarodonta; Strongylocentrotidae
Product: suppressor of tumorigenicity 7 protein homolog
Exons: 12
Coding region: 83-1774 (563 amino acids)
Molecular function (GO): protein binding
Source: RefSeq, a predicted model, not a curated record